CAAAUCCAAGAGCCUAGCCAUUGUAACAUGAUUUUAUUACAAGUGCAGCACGAUUAUAACGAGCUCCAAUAUCACAAUCAGCUGCUGCUAAAUCAGCAUUUCGGCACUCGGGCAAGAACACGCCGCGGCCUUGUCAACGCGGUCGGCUCCAUAGCCAAUACAUUAUUUGGAGUACUCGACCAAAGUUUCGCUGAUAAAUACCACCGUGAUAUUGAGAUUAUAAAUAGCAACGAAAAGCACCUAUUACAGCUUUGGAAAAACCAAACGUCAGUAGUAGAAGCUGAGUAUAAUGUUCUGAAACGAACUGAGAAGACUAUUGACACUCAGUAUAAGCUCAUAAAUAGACAUCUAAACCAAUUAGAUCAAGCCACUAAGCAAAUACAAUUGCAAGGUGAAAGUACAUCAAUGAUACAAGAAUUCACUCUCGCAGCCAUGGCUACGACAAACAUGAUACACAACUUAAAGCGUGUCCAAGAUACUUUAAUCGACACCUUAGCGGAUAUUUAUCAUAGUAAAAUUAACAUACAUCUACUUACUCCAGAGCAGCUCAGCAACGAACUUCAAAUCAUUUCCGGUCAAAUAUCAAAAGAACUUACUUUACCCAUCAACAACAUCCAGUCCGAUUUAUACAAAAUCUACAAGCACCUAAACAUCAAGGCGAGAAUAAGUAAGGAGUACUUCAUAUUUGAGAUCUCCGUACCACUCAUUAGCAGAGACAGUUUCCAACUGUACCGCUUAAUACCUGUUCCUCUCCAGGUGGGAAAGGACAUGAUCAGCAUUAUUCCCCUCACAGAUUACAUAGCAACUAAUCUGAUGAGGGACUCCUUUAUCGAAGUAAAGAACGACGAUCUUCAAACCUGCACCUAUCAGGAUGAAGAUUAUAUCUGUCAGUUACGAGGUCCAAUCAAGCGACUGGGUCCAGAAGAAAACUUCUGUCAAACCGAACAAAUAGGUAUCUGCCAGCCUAAGAAAGAAACCUGCAAGAAUAUGUGGUUACAAUUACACGACCUAUCGUCUUAUUUGUAUUUCGCAUGCGAUACCUACUCAUUUACAAUCAUAUGUGACAAUGAAACCCGAACACGCCGCGUCAGCAAGGCCGGGCUCAUUCAACUCGAUAAAGAAUGCAUAGCUAAGGGCCGUGACAUAACACUUUAUUCAUAUCAGCAGGAAAACAAGCUGACCUUAAAACCUGACCUAUUAUUAGCGAAUAUAGCUCCAAUACAACACCAUCAUUUGGUCAAUAUUACGCUACCGCUUCUCGAAAUAACAACAGAGGAUGCACAGAUCAACGACACACUAACUCGUCUCGGCGAUCAGAUAGCCGCUAUGAAGAAAGCAGCUUUAGAAGAAGGAACAUUAACUACGCAUGAUAUACAUCACUAUGCCAUAUCAUACGUAUUGCUAGCAGCAGUCGUCGCAGUCGUAGCGUUCCUGGUAUUCCUGUGGUGGCGAGGCAAGCAAGCCUCACCCGCACCCGCGCGUGACCCCCAGGCUCCAAGCGAGCCGGCCGCGCCGCGGGCGGCGCCUACCAGCAGUGUGAGUGUUAGUGAUAGUGCGCGUAAAUCACCCGUGCCCGAGCAAGGGCCCAGUGUUUGUGUGACCAAACGGUGGUCUAGUUUACGGUACGCAAGAGACAAAUCAACAUCACCUAUCAGUAAAAGACAAUCGGUCUUUACAGUAGAUCUAGAUAGGGAUUAGCUAUCACUUAGGAUAAGAACAUUCAGCAUUGUAUUAACCUUCAUUUAGCAUAAACAAAUACUGGUUCACCCAUGUACUACUAACCCCCUUAAUUGUGUAAUCAUCUCAUCUCAUCUCUCCCAUAUCUUCCCCUCGGGAGCAUGUUCGAUACUCAUCGAACACAUCAUCAUCAGCAGUCUUGACUCAAGUAGGUCGCGCGGCCGCACCAGCGGAAAAGCGUGAGCUACACGAGUCAGUGCGCGAUCGAUCGGCAUACUUGUAGCACUCAUUAUCAUUAUUAGCAUUAAUUAGCGUAAAGUGUCGGAAUAAACGAACUCUGAAUCUUAGCUCAGCCUUAUCAUUUAGCACCCGAAAUAUCUAGCAGCACGAACUUUAC
Molecule: messenger RNA, 2074 nt
Organism: Spodoptera frugiperda (fall armyworm)
Lineage: Eukaryota; Metazoa; Arthropoda; Insecta; Lepidoptera; Noctuidae
Exons: 1
Coding region: 28-1698 (556 amino acids)
Source: RefSeq, a predicted model, not a curated record